Melanotaenia boesemani (Boeseman's rainbowfish) is the source of this 1651-nucleotide messenger RNA. RefSeq lists its product as uncharacterized. The transcript has 5 exons. Bases 413 to 1393 code for a protein of 326 amino acids. Gene Ontology annotation, molecular function: hydrolase activity, hydrolyzing N-glycosyl compounds. The record is from RefSeq and is a predicted model, not a curated record. Lineage: Eukaryota; Metazoa; Chordata; Actinopteri; Atheriniformes; Melanotaeniidae.
UUGAUCACUGUUUCAAUAACCUCCUGUAGAUUUGUGUCAUCAGCAUAGUUAACCGUGUCAAAUGCAGCACUGAGAUCCAGUAGUACCAGGACUGAAAUGUUGCCGUUUUCUGUGGUCAAUGGGAAGUCACUGAAGACCUUAACUGCAGCAGUGUCAGUGCUGUGGUGUGGACGAAAACCUGACUGAGAAUAAAUAUCAAAGCCAGUUAACUCAAGUACUGGAAGACCCGAACAGGCCACAAAGGUCAAGCUGAGCAUUAAACUGCUGUUUAAUCUUUGACUGAAAGCUGUGCAUGAAAAGGAUGGUAACACUCAGACUGAAUGGAAUUCAUAAUGUGAUAGUGUGGAAAUAAUUCUUAAAAUACAUGUAUUUCUUUUGUAUUGUUGUUAUUUCAUAAUCUUCUAGAAGAAAAAUGACAAAGAAGCUGGUGAUCAUUGACACAGACUGCGGCAUUGAUGAUGCUCAGGCUAUACUGAUGGCCUUGGCAGCUCCUGACUUGGAGAUCCUGGCCGUGACCUGCGUGUUUGGGAACACAGGGGUGGAGAACGUUUGUCAGAAUGUUUUUCGGGUUCUCUCUGUCUGCGAGCGUAGGGGGAUUCCAGUGUUUCGAGGGUCCAGUGGUCCUCUGGUUGGGAUCAGUAGUCUGGUCAGUGACCACUUUGGAAAGGAUGGACUUGGGGAUGUUUUAGAGGACAAAGACCUUCUCUGGGAGGAAAAAAUUCAGCAAGAACAUGCGGUCAACGCGAUGAUCAGACUGGUGUCUGAAAAGCAGAAGCAGGUCUCCUUGGUAGCCCUCGGCCCACUCACUAAUCUGGCACUGGCUGUCAAACUGGAUCCAAGCUUUCCUGAAAAACUCAAAGACUUGUACAUAAUGGGUGGAAACAUGGAAGGAAAAGGGAAUCUGACACUUUGUGCAGAGUUUAACUUUGCGAUGGAUCCAGAGUCCGCUCACAUUGUUCUGGAAGAAUUCCUCUGCCCUACGUACAUUGCAUCAUGGGAAUACUCCUGCAGAAAUGCUCUGACAUGGGAGUUCUUUGAAGAGCUAAUUAAUCAGGAUACUCCAGCUGCACGCUUUAUGAAGAAGAUAACAUCAAAAUGCUGGGCCUACUCCAAAGAGGCCAUGAGGACUAAGAGAGACGUGUACUUCAGACCUGGCUUUGUCUCUUAUGAUGCCUAUGCGAUGGCGGCCUGCAUCGACAGCAGCGUGGUGACGGAGAGCAUCGAAUGCCCCGUCCACGUGGAAAUGCAGGGUUCUAUUGCUCGUGGCAUGAUGGUGCUGAAUCGCACAAACAAGCUACAGAAGAGCCACGUUGUGUCUGUUCUGGCUAAAUGUGAUACUGUCAAGUUUGGUCAACUCCUCAUGGAGUCACUCAGACAACCCUGCAGUAAGUAAAGUCAGCUGCAGAUCUAAGAAAAAUAUCUACAGCAAAUGAAGCGUAUCUUUUAUAUUUGUCCAUAAAUAGCAAAAAAUCCAGCAAAGAUCUAAUUUAGGACAUGAAAGAUUAAUCUGGACCUUCAGCUUAUCCAUCUACUGUUCGCUGAAGCUUCAUCAGAAAUGGAUCCAUGAAGGAUCGCUGUCAAGAAGCCGUUCUUAAGGAAGAGAAACGGGGAGAAAAGGCUGAGGUAUGCUACAUGACACAAGAGCUGGACU